Messenger RNA from Lampris incognitus (smalleye Pacific opah), 5890 nucleotides. RefSeq names its product zinc finger homeobox protein 4-like. Gene Ontology annotation, molecular function: DNA-binding transcription factor activity, RNA polymerase II-specific; zinc ion binding; RNA polymerase II cis-regulatory region sequence-specific DNA binding. Bases 10 to 4437 code for a protein of 1475 amino acids. Gene Ontology annotation, biological process: regulation of neuron differentiation; regulation of transcription by RNA polymerase II; brain development. The transcript has 2 exons. Lineage: Eukaryota; Metazoa; Chordata; Actinopteri; Lampriformes; Lampridae. The record is from RefSeq and is a predicted model, not a curated record. Gene Ontology annotation, cellular component: nucleus.
ACGAAAAAUAUGGAAACACAAGACACUAAUGAAAAGUCAACUGAUAAAAAUGGUGUGGUGGCAGAAAAUAACACCCGAUUAUUCAAAUGCAAUGCUUGCUUGGAGACUUUCACCACCAAGUCUGCUUUGAGUGUCCAUUACACCUCUGCAUCCCACAUUCAGAGGAUGACAACAGGCUCUACAAAACAGGGUGGGGAAAACAUGUCUGUGGUCCCUGUCCUGUCUCGGCCAUAUAUAUCAAACAAGCCCUACCAGUGUGCUGUGUGUCGUGUCUCCUACAACCAUGCCAUCACCCUUGAGAGCCAUAUGAAAUCUGUUUUACACCAGACCCGGAGCAGAAAUGCAGGAAACGCAGUCAACACUGCCAGCAGUGCAGUGGUUCCUGGGAGCUCAGGAGGAAGCAGCAACAGCAUUCCAAGCACAGUAGUGGGCACUCCUGUGGGUGGAGCCAGUCAGAUAGUCACCACCACCACCACCUGCUCUGCUCCAGUCAACCUGAUGGUGACUGCGAAAGGCGGGGAGCAGCUCCAAGCCUCGCCUGCAGCUCCCUCUUUGCUCUCCUCCCCUGUAGCAUCAGCUCAGGCAGUCUCCGCCUUUCUCACCCUCCUCACAUCUAGUCCCAGUUCCCUCCCGCACUCCCUUCUCCCUUCCCUGUUUGCAGCUGGCACCACUCCUAGUGCAGCCACACCUCAGCUGGUGCCUCAGCCUCAGAUGCUCAUGCCCUUGAUCUUGAAUGGGCUCCAAGCCCAAACACAGCAGCAACUAGAAAACCAGCAAGGCCAGCUCCUGACCCAGUGUGUGCCAUUACUAGGUCUCAGUGCAGCCCAGCAAGCUCUCCUCGCCCAAAGACUCAGUAGCUUGCAGAACCAGUGGCCCCCUUUUGGACUCCAGACAACCACACCGGUAUGUCCAGAAGAGCAAACACAGAGUGUAAAGAGUGAAGGAGAACAAAUGAAGCAGGAAGGAGAUGAUAUGGUUGAAAAGAAAGGCUUAGUCAACACUGCGGAUGAGGUGAGUUGGACUAAGGAAAGUAUUAAGAGAGACAGAGAAGAGGAAGAUGACGAGAAGUCUGUGCAGGGUCUGAAAACAGAGAGCAAAAUGAUGAAGGUUGAAAAAGAUGAAAGCGGUGAGAAGGCACCUAGAGAGAACAGCACAGAUGCAGAUGGCUUAACUGAUCAGUUGGAUGUAGAUGGGGAUAAAGCAGCUAGCCCAAGUCUCUCCCCAAUUGCCUCAGAGAGAAGUUUCUGUAAUAACAACCUCUCACCCUCUGCAUCUGUCCCUAGUAACUCAAGCCUCAGCCCUGUAAAUUUAAAUCUUACAUUAAGCCCAGAUUCUACUAUUCAGAAAUCACAAGCAGAAACAAGUCCGUGUAGCUCACUCGGAACGCCAAAAUCCAGCCCUUAUAAAAAUGCCUUAAUGUCCCCUGACCAAACUCAUCCCUGUAGUAAUAUGAGGGUGCAGCAUUUUGGUUUAGGCCCUCCAGUUCUGUCCGAGUUCCAGUCAGAGGUUCUCUGGGCAUUCUUUGAAUCACGCAGUGAGGCUGAUGCUGCAAGCCCACCCCGCGAAGACUGUGAGGCACUGGUCAGAGAGGUAGGGCUCACUGAGGAAGAGGUACGUACAUGGCUGCGCCAAGCCCGGCAUGCCAAAGAGCGGCAGAGAGCCACAGGGUUAGAGCACAGGCACAGUUUAGUGGCACCCCUGAGGCAGGUUAGAAGUUCAGAAAAUUCCUUUGACGAGGAAGAGAGUGCAUUGAUAAUAGCAGAAGAUGAGGAUGGUGCUAUAGCCUCCAGUAGCCAAGCGAUAGAUCUGUCCAGCAGAAGAGGGAAGAGGAAGGAGAGAGAUCUGGGGAGGAAGGGUCAGGGAGCCGCCUGUCUGACUUCUGACUCUGAAAAUGAAGAAGUCUACACCUCUGUCAUUGUGUCUGAUGAGGAAAGUCAGAAUGGGUCCUUGAGGGCAGGUCCCAAUAGCCCUGUGAAAGAAGCACAGCGGGAGAUGGUCAGCGAUAAGGGCUUGGGUGGAGGAAAGGUGCUGCGCUCCACCACUGUGUUUCUUUCAGAUGCUGAAGAUGAGUAUGAAGAGGAAGAGGGUGGGGUGGAUCAGAAAGCGAAAAGGAACAAAAGAAAGAGGGAGUAUGAGCGUGAAGAGAUAGAAGUCAAAAAGGAAAGACAGGACCCUGAUGUUGAUCUAGAAUUAGAAGCCCAGGGGGAUCCACCAAGCACUCAGCCCCACUCCAUGGAGCUUCCAAGUGGCAUCCUCCACUCCUUGCCUCUAUCUCUCUCCCUUGCUCCCCUUUCUACUCAGUUCCUCAGCCCCUAUGUUCUCUCUCUUCCUCCCUCGGUGGUUGGAGAAGGAGGAAAGAUGCCCACCUUUCCCAGUCCACCUAACAUCACCCGCUUCUCUGAUUCCCUUCUCUCACAGUCUCUCUCCUCCAAUUGCCAAGCCUAUCACUACCUGUCAAAUGGUGGCGACUGUGAGUCAGCCCUGGAUCUCAGCAUGGGGAAAAACAGCAAUUCAAAAUCUGCUUCCUCAUCAUUAUCUAUGGUUGAUAAAACCUCAGCACAGAAGGGACGUUUGCUAGAUGGGCUCGGCCUGAGGCCCACAUCCAAAGGUCUGGUAGUUGUUAAGGUUAAACAAGAGUCUGCUACCACCACUCCCCCUUCAUACAGCAGCAGCAGUAGUCUGGUCAACUGCAAUAACAUGGCAAAGUCUAGUAUUUACAUGAGGGCAGCUGAGAAGAUGAAUGCCUCACUGUUGGAGAGGGAGCGAGAAAAAGAGAAGGAGAAGGAGCGGGAACAGCAGCAGAGGAGGUCAAAAGGCAGACGGUACCGGGAGAUGAGGCGUUCCAGAACCAUCAUCCAAGCUGAACAGCUUGACAUACUGUACGGCUGCUACUUCAAAGACCCAAAUCCCGGGAAACAGGAGUUUGAGCAGAUUUCAGAGUGGGUCCACCUUCCUAAGAAAGUUGUCCAGAUUUGGUUUCAGAAUAUGAGGGCAAGGGAACGCAAAGGCGAGGUCCGAUUCAUCAGUGAUGGAACAUUGGCGGCAGUGGGCAAACCGCUGAUCAAGUUCACCUGGCCUCUUUCCAAGCCAAUAUUCUCCAAUAAUACUUCAUGCAUUACCGCAGCCCCAAUAGUUCGCACGCUCAUUAAAACUGAAAAAGACCCUGUGAAAGAGGUUGCCAAGCCUAUGGUGGUGAAAAAACAAAACCUUGUUCCCAUUAAGCCUAAGGAAGUUGUUUCCACCACUCCAGUCACCCCUGUGAGCAGCAGUGGUUCUGCAGUGCCAAAGACCAAACUCGAAACCACCAGCAGCAUCACUAUGGUGAAAGUUGCACCCAAAGUCAACACCCCCAUCCUCCCUGCACCCCUAAAGGACCCUAUCCCCAUUGCUCCACGCCCAACUCCACAGCAUAAGAUGGAAGAGGAGAGUGAGGAAGAUAAAACCGAUGAGGAGAAAGACGAUGAAAAUGAGCUGGGGCCUGGAGUGGGAACCACUAACCGAAUGGUGCCCAAACUGCCCUCGACUCCCAUCAACAACAAGCCUCCCAUCACGAUAACAGUGCCACAAAAACAAAAUGGGCUCAAAUACUGGACCUCUAAGGGUUCGUUUAAAAUCAACACACUAUCUAGAGAACAGCUGGCUCUUCCCACGCACACCCCUGCCCGUACUAUUCCCCCUCCUCCCACCCCAAGCAUUGCUCCGGUGAGCCCAAAUACGCCCAGCUCCGGCAAGGUGGCCAGCCCUGCCACCCCAGCAGUGGUUAAAUCGAGCCCAACGGAAAGCAGCUUUCUGCCCCACUCCUCCAGCAGACGGCCUCGCACACACCUGUCCUGCCUGCAGCUGUCCAUUUUGCAGUCCUGCUAUGAGACCUGUGCCCAUCCUAACGCAGUGGAGUGUGAGGCCAUCGGUACAGAGCUCAGUCUGCCCUUAAAGGUGGUGCAGAUCUGGUUCCAGAACACCAGGGCAAAGGAGAAGCGCUGGAGGCUGCAGCAAGAGAAAAUGUCUCCAAUGUCAGCUGGAAAGAUGGACAUGAGCUCGGGAAGCUACCUGCAAUACAAUGCUCUCAGAGCCAACCGUCCCAUCCUUCCCAAACCAGUUCAGCUGACUGUCAUUGAACCGGCAACGCCCCCAGUCGCAGGACAGCCAGCACCAAAGGAGACACUGACAGGCCGCUGUGAGGCCUGCAAUGUCAGCUUUGAGUCCCGGGCUGCCGCCAGAGCCCAUGUCUUCUCUCCACGUCACCUGGCAACUCUGAAAACCAUUAACUUUGGCCAGCCAUCUUUUGCCAACAACAAUGGAAUCAGUAGUACUGGAGGUGGUGUUACUGUGCCGGGCUCACAGGUCUCUCAUACCGGUCUGGUCACUAGUUCUGAUGGUGGCUCUGGAGGGGAGACAGUUAUUGAGUCACCUCCACUAACAGCCACCAGCAACAGCUAGACUUGGAUCACGAUUGGUCUGCAUAUGACUCUUCCUGGACUUAUUUGGGCUCCUCAGAUUUUAAUGAACACAACUUGGAGCACUAAUCUUCAAAAGCUAAUAUUCUUCAGAUUUCAAAGUCUGCUCUAGCUGCACCUGCUAUCCCCUUGCUCAACCUUCACUGACUGGAAAGUUGUUUAGACGUUUACUCCACAGAAGUCACCAGGAAUCUAAUAGACCAGACUAUUGCCACACUAUUUACACUUCAAUCAUAGCUCUUGGAUGAGUGAUGUACAUGCCCCCCCCCCCCAUUAUUGGUCCUAGGCCUGUGGUUAUAUAUUUCCUUCCUUACAUGAGCUUCUGAUUUUUAAACUCACUCAACUUAUCAUGCUUAUAUGCUGUCUGAGUACCACAAAGACUGAUGCAAAGUAUUUCUUGGUAAGUGGCCAUUCGACAUUUGACCUGACACACUUUUUUGGACAGUGACAUGGAAUAGUUACAUAAAUAUCUCCCUGUUUUCGCCCAUGAAAUUAAUUUUAACUUUUGGGGCAAGGAACUGCUUGAAUUAACUGAGUAGAUUGAACCAAUGGGAGAAGCAAAACUGCUAUUAACUGUCACUUUUUUGUUUGCUACAAGCUUGUGGUCUAAAAUGUGUUCGUUCACUUGGGAUUUCAAAGGUACUUUAGCAAGAAUAGGGCUGUCUACAAGGUCGCCAUUUUUAUACGUUCACCAUUUUCAUGACAAUCCAAAUAGACAGGGAUAGAACAAGGCAGAGGAAGGUAGACUUUUGGCAUACCGCACUUUGACACAUUUAACAUUGUAUGAAAUGUUUUUUAAGCAUUCUAGUGCAGUGUCUUUAUGAAAAAAAGAGACAUUGAUGCAUGUUGGAUGCCUUAAUAUAAAUCACAUAAAUUGAUUUUUUUUUUUUUGGCUAGUGUACUUGGUUGAAGUGUGGCCAUAUUAUGCAGAAUUCAGAACUGGAUAGUUGCAAAAUAUUUUGUAUCUAUUAAAAAGUUAUAUCCUUGAACAUCAUUCAAGUAAAGUAUACCAAUAUACUCCUUUGUUUAGAAACAUCAGCAUUUUGUCAGCCAAGGGCUUUAGCUGCCAACUAAUUUACUUGGCAUCUUUUUGUCAGUCCCCUCUGUAUGAGUUGGAUUCAUCACUUUAAAGAGGUGGAUAUCCCGUCCUGGAGUGAAACAAAUGUAUAAAAAAAUAAACAUUUUCCACUACAAGUGGUGGUGGUGGUGUGUCAAACACGAUGGCCUUAACAAAAAGCAAAUGUCACUUGGUAGAUGAAUUCAAAACCAGGUGGUCCCCAUAAUCUGAGCAGAUAAUUUUAACGUGUUUGACCCAUUUCUGAAAAGGAGACUUUGUAUUUUUAAUUUUGCAGACCUACUGUUUUGUCAUGAAUUAUUCGUGUCAAGCUGGAUAGCAGUACACAUUUUAUUGAUUUAAUAUCUUCCCAGAUGAGAAA